ACACGGAUGAAGGCGGUAAACGCGGCAUGUGUUGAAGUGGAGUGACACUCCGGGGUGAUUUGGUACUUUUUACAGACUUUUUACACACAGGACUGUAAAAGUCGCCGUAUCCGCUUUAAAAUGGCAUCGUCGGAGCUCCGGACUGAACUGGAGGAGUAUCUGAAACAGCUCGAUAUUGAAACAAUAUGCGUUGAACACCCGGAGGUGUUCACAGUGGAGGAAAUGAUGCCUCACGUGGAGCACCUGAGUGGAGCAAUCACCAAAAACCUCUUCCUCAAGGACAAGAAGAAGAAGGGCCUGUGGUUGGUGUCCGCUCGUCACGACCGUCAGGUCAACCUCAACGACCUGGCCAAGAAGCUGGGCGUGGGCAGCGGUAACCUCCGUUUCGCCGACGAGUCCACCAUGCUGGAGAAGCUGAGGGUGGGUCAGGGGUGCGCGACGGCUCUGGCGCUCUUCUGUGACAAGGAGACGAGCGUCAAGUUUGUCCUCGAUAGCGACCUGGUAGACGGGGGCCACGAGAGGGUGUAUUUUCACCCCAUGACCAAUGCUGCCACGAUGGGCCUUAAACCGGAGGACUUGCUCAAGUUUCUAAAAGCAACAGGACAUGAACCGAUUCUUCAGAGCUUUGAGUAGACGAGCGUGGUACGAAAAACACAGUAAACAGGACUGCUAGGGGGACAGCUGGUGGUGCAGGAGGUAGAGCUGCUUCCUUGGGAGUCCAAGGUCACAGGUUUGAUUCCCACCUCCAGCUGUAGUACCCUUGAGCAAGGUACUUACCCUAAAUCACUCUAGUAAAAAUUCCCACUCACUUUGGGCAAGAGUAAAUGAAUAAAUGUAAAUGUACUCUUGCUCAUUAAUUUACUAAGGAUACUCUUGUAAUUGGCCAUAUGAUUUGUCAAAAUGUUAAACAAUGCUCAUGUGUUCCAGGGAUGUUAUCUUUCCCAUUGUUUGUAUGGUCUGUCUAAUAUACUGUACUUGACACAUGUAUAAUAUUUAAACCCUAGUGAGCUGUGUCCCGUGACCAAUCAAGGGCUCUUCACAGGCACAGUGAGUGGGCUCCUUUAGAAGAAAUGUGGUGCAAAGAUGACAGCAAUUUUGUAUUUAUUGACAAACAUGCUGAAUACCAGGUGGCUCUUCAGUACUAUGAGGCUGAAGGGCUCUUCAUCCAGGAAGUCUCCUUGGCUCUAGCGCCCUCUGCUGGAGCUCCUAGGAAGGACAACUUUCCUCUUCCACAUACUCCCAGUGCAGUUCGACUCUUUAUCAUUUAGCUGACAGCUUUCUCCAAGGAAAAAUAUAUGUUAAUAUACUUACAAGUAUUUGUCCACAGCUCGUUCAUUUUUACCAACUCCGUUCAGGUUAAGUAGUAAGGCCACUAUAUCAGGAGGCAGCUGGUAGUGCAGGGGUUGGAGCUACUGCCUUUGAACCCCAGGGUUGCAGAUUUGAAUCCUUGAACAAUGAAUGCUUGAGGAAGGAAGCAAAGUAUGCUUGAACAAAGUCCUUGCCAUAAAAUGCUCUAGUAAAAUUACUCAACUGUAUAAGUAGUUAUAAGUUGGUUUAGAGAAACUGUAACGAUCCGGCUAAUGAGUUAGCCCAGAUCCUCACGUGGAUUCCAGAAAGGCGUA
This is a messenger RNA of Scleropages formosus (Asian bonytongue), 1622 nucleotides long. It is a transcript of the gene prorsd1, whose product is annotated as prolyl-tRNA synthetase domain containing 1. The transcript has 2 exons. Gene Ontology annotation, molecular function: aminoacyl-tRNA deacylase activity. The record is from RefSeq and is a predicted model, not a curated record. The coding region runs from base 121 to 633 and encodes 170 amino acids. NCBI's taxonomy places the organism in Eukaryota, Metazoa, Chordata, Actinopteri, Osteoglossiformes, Osteoglossidae.